Recurvomyces mirabilis is the source of this 1059-nucleotide messenger RNA. RefSeq names its product type II membrane protein (gene ATG27). NCBI's taxonomy places the organism in Eukaryota, Fungi, Ascomycota, Dothideomycetes, Mycosphaerellales, Teratosphaeriaceae. The record is from RefSeq and is a predicted model, not a curated record. Bases 1 to 1059 code for a protein of 352 amino acids. The transcript has a single exon.
AUGCCACAACUCCUCCACACCCUCACCACCCUCCUCCUCCUCCCCGCCUCCAUCAAAGCCGUAACCCUCGACUGCGACCACAUCCGCGUGGACAAGAAGUCCUUCGACCUAUCAGCACUAGCAGGCCCCAAGACUGUUCACUUCCAACAAUACCUCCCUCCAACGAUAUCCAAUACCACAUAUACAAUCGACCUCUGCAAACCCCUCAAACGCAACACCUCCAUCCCCAAAGCCGAACAAUGCCCCUCCGGCACCCGCAUCUGCGCCGUAGACGAGCACUUCAACACGAUCGAACACACACGGCAGAUCGACGAGGUGCGGACGAUAGCGGGGGAGUUCUCGACGAGUCAUGGGAAGGCGAUGGAUCCGAGGGUGACGCGGCUGAAGGAGAGUAGUAAUAAGGAUGAGGAAGGGUUGAGGAUCGAGUUGAAUGGGGGCCGGUAUCCGGAUGCGAGGGGUGGGCAGGAGCAGCGGGCGGUGUUGGAACUGAUUUGCGAUGUUGAGAGGACGGGGAAUGAGGGGUUUGAGGAGGAAGGUGAAAGUAAAGCUAUGGAUGUUGCGGCGUAUGGAGCUAUGGCGCGAAGAGCAGACGACAACGACGAUAAGGACGACGAAGACGAUGGCGAUGAUGGAGCGCCCGAACUCCCCGACCUCGACAAAGACAAAAGCCUGCAAUUCAUCUCCUACAAAACCGAAUCCGACGUGGGUGUGCUGCGCCUAACCUGGAAAACCAAAUACGCGUGCGAAAACGCCAAAGACCUGCCCUCCACGCCGGACGAAGACAAGAAGAAGAAGGGGAAAAGCGGCAGCAGUAACAGCUGGGGCUUCUUCACCUGGUUCAUCAUCGUGCUGUUCCUGCUGAUAGCGACGUAUAUCAUUUUCGGCUCGUGGUUGAAUUAUAAUCGGUAUGGAGCGCGCGGGUGGGAUUUGCUGCCGCAUGGGGAUGCGAUUCGGGAUUUGCCGUAUCUUUUGAAGGAGUGGGUGGGAGGUUUGGUGGAGAGGGUUAAGGGGGGUGGUGUGGGUGGGGGUGGGAGUCGGGGGGGUUAUAGUGCUGUGUAG